CACUGCAAGUUUCAAGGAGUCGGAGAUUUCGAGUCUAGAAAAUGUAGCUGGACUACUAUAAAAAAGGCUGAUGCCACUGCACCAAAAACUUACCAGUAUCUCGAUCCUCGUCGCCAUCAAACACCAAAAUGUACACACUCGCAAGUCUCACUACUCUUGCCCUUCUUGGGCUCGCCAACGCGCAGUCCAACAUCGGCUUCGGCCCUGCGUUCUCUCUCGGUCCUACCCAGUCAUGGAUCCGUGAAGCAAACACCACUCUCGUGCUUCCCGAAAUCCCAAGCAAGGAAGUUGAUCGACUCGCUCUCUGGCCUGGAAUGGGAACCAGUGGCGGUGACUUGAUCCAGGCCCUCGCUGUUUCUUUCUCAGACCCAAAUGCGAAUUGCGGCGCUAGCGCUGGGCAGUGGUGUACGUGGGCUAGUACGCUUCAGGGACAGCAACUCGGAGGCAAGGAAGUUCCUGCCAACCCUGGCGAUGAGCUUGUCAUGCAUUACGAGUACAACGAUGACACCAGCAAAUAUGACCAGACCGUCUCCAUCAACGGAGAGGUCGUCUCAAGCCUCUCGACCGGCUGGGGUACAGCCGUCGAAUGCCAGGAUGACGCCUGCGAAAACAACCGCGUUGCUGCGCACCAAUACAAGUCGACCACUAUCGUCCUCGACUCCGCUGACUCUUCGUUCAAGGACACGCUUGUCCUCACGGAGGCCGACUCGUCGGACUUUACUACUAACGACAACGGCAAGACUUGGACUGUCGAGACUAUUAACAUCCAUGCGCACACUUACAAUCUCUAAGGGGGGUUGAUGUCUCCGUUGAUAUAGGGUAUAUUUUUGUUUGUGCAUAGAGGGCGUUGUCAGGACUACGUGAAUAUAGUCAGACUGUGCCUGGUUGCA
Messenger RNA from Aspergillus ruber CBS 135680, 890 nucleotides. RefSeq lists its product as uncharacterized. NCBI's taxonomy places the organism in Eukaryota, Fungi, Ascomycota, Eurotiomycetes, Eurotiales, Aspergillaceae. The transcript has 6 exons. Bases 129 to 791 code for a protein of 220 amino acids. The record is from RefSeq and is a predicted model, not a curated record.